AUGUCAUCAAUAAAUUCAUUAUAUGUCGUUUGCAAGAAUAAUGAUAUAGGUCGCGUACGUGAACUUCUACAAGCUUUGACCGCGGAUGAAUUGAAUGAGCAAGGUCCUAAUAAUCGUACAGCUUUACAUAUCGCUGCAUUGUAUGGACAUGCGGAGGUAUUAGAACUUUUAUUGACACAUAAAAGUAUUAAUCAAUCGAUCAAAAAUCAAUGGGGAUGCGUUGCCAAAGAUGAAGCUCCUGCUCACUUAAAGUUUUUAUUUGAUAAAAUACCAACAAUAGACAAGACCGAUACCAUCAACGAAUAUAAUGAUUGUGUCGAAGAAUCAAUCGAAUGGUUUGAUACAUAUAAACACGCCUAUCGAAUUGCUUAUGAGAAUCAUACUCAUUUGAAGCAAUGGUUAACUAAAGUACCCUUCGCUAGGCUAGUAGAAGAAAUUCAUGCUGGCUAUAUUGACAAAAUUGAUUUUGGUUCUGAUCAAAUUGAUCAGAAACUUUUAAUCAAAAAUUACAUGAAGCAAGCCAUGGAAAAUAAUGAUCCAACACCGCUUGUUCGUGCCUACACGGAAAAGACACGUUUCGUUACCAAACUAAACGAAGAUUUAGCCAAUUGUGGAUCCGAUUUUCGGUUCGAGAUAAGUUUCGCAAUGAGUACUACAGUUUAUCGUGAUAAUGAUCCACCAAAAGGCUUUGGUCAAUACAUUUUCGUUGCCAUUCUCAGUCAUCAUCCGCAACUACAACAGUAUCGUCAUUACAUUGGGACAACCUAUCGUGGUAUGAAUGUGAAAAACUCAGAUUUAGAUCAAUAUGAAGAAGGUAAAUCUAUCCUGACGCGAACAUUUUUGUCUACGUCAACUGAUCAAGCCGUCGCGCAGAAUUUUCUAAUAAAUCACUCUCACAAUCUAGAGUCGAAUCAUCAAGUCAUAUGUACCUAUCAUAUUCGAAAUCCAUGUCAAGCCAUUGAUGUACACACCAUAUCCACGUACCCGAAUGAGAACGAAAUCCUCAUUAUUCCAUUCACUACAUUCAAAAUUACUAGUAUCAAGAAGAAUCUCGAUGGUAUAAAUUAUAUCGAACUCGACGAGUGUGGUAUCAAUAAUGCUUAAUCAAUUUUUGAUUGUAGAGAAUGAUUUUGUAUUUUUUCCUAUGGCAGAGAAAAUAAAAAGUCUCUUGAGCAUG
Molecule: messenger RNA, 1177 nt
Organism: Rotaria sordida
Lineage: Eukaryota; Metazoa; Rotifera; Eurotatoria; Philodinida; Philodinidae
Source: the annotation of a GenBank genome assembly